Molecule: messenger RNA, 648 nt
Organism: Parnassius mnemosyne (clouded apollo)
Lineage: Eukaryota; Metazoa; Arthropoda; Insecta; Lepidoptera; Papilionidae
Source: the annotation of a GenBank genome assembly
AUGAUUCGGAUAUGCGCCAGUUAUUUACUUAUCACACAAACAUUUAUGCCUAUAAAAGCCCUAAAAAAACCUUCAGACAUUAACGAAUUCACAGUUGAAGACCAAAAAACCCAUAGAAGACAAAAUUAUGUCAUGGCAAGAGCGAUGGAUGAAGGGAUGCCGGGCAACGAUGAUAUCGGUGUUGCCUACACUACCGACUACUUCGACGUCGAAUCAAGUCCUGAAGAGCUGCCAUCUUUUAUUGUAGAUUAUGCUAAUAUGAUAAAGAACGACAUUAUCCUACUAGAUAAUUCUGUUGAAACGAGAACUCGUAAGAGAGGUAACAUCAAAGUCGAAAAAUACAAACGAGGACCCCUGGAUUUUCCUUGCAGUUGUGAACAUAUGUAUCAUAGCAAAGAAACAAUUGAUUUGGGGGAGGAAUAUUUUCCAAGAUUUAUAGAAACAAAAAACUGCAGCAAGCGGCUUUGUCCGACUUCGUACAAUUGUCAAAAAAAUUUGUAUAAUAUAACUAUUUUGAAGAAGACUGGUUACCCAAAUGAAGUGUCACCAGUGGAAGUGCCUCGUGAGUUAAAACAUCGCUGGGUAGCGAUAAGAUUACCAGUAACUACAGGUUGUAUUUGCGCUAGAGAUCAUGUUGACAGCAAUUAA